AUGAUGGCUUUCUCCAGGGGGCCUGUUUUCCUCCUCCUCCUCCUGUACCUGUUUCAGAUGUCAGACACUUCCUUGGUAAGGCUGAAUGAGAAUGGUUAUGAAGACAUCAUUAUUGCCAUUGAUCCUGCUGUGCCAGAAGAUACAACAAUAAUUGAAAGCAUAAAGGCAAUGGUGACUAAAGCAUCUACGUACCUUUUUGAAGCGACAGAAAAAAGAUUUUUCUUCAAAAAUGUGUCUAUAUUAAUUCCUGAGAGUUGGAAACACAGUCCCCAGUACAGGAGGCCAAAACAGGAGAGUUACAAGCAUGCUGACAUUAAAGUGGCACCUCCCGCCUUUGAGGGCAGAGAUGAGCCCUACACCAGGCAGUUCACAGAGUGUGAAGAGAAAGCAGAAUACAUCCACUUCACCCCUGACUUUGUACUGGGGAGAAAACAAAAUGAAUAUGGAGAUUCAGGAAAAGUGUUGGUCCAUGAAUGGGCCCACCUUCGCUGGGGAGUAUUUGAUGAGUACAACGAAGACCAGCCAUUCUACAGUGCUUCAUCAAAGAAAAUCGAAGCAACAAGGUGCUCCACAGGUGUCACGGGUAUGAAUAGAGUCCAUACAUGCCAAGGGGGCAGCUGUAUAACCAGAAGGUGCAGAACUAAUUCCACCACAAAGUUAUAUGAAAAGGAUUGUCAAUUCUUCCCUGAUAAAGUUCAAUCAGAAAAGUCAUCCAUAAUGUUCAUGCAAAGUAUCGUUUCUGUGACUGAAUUCUGUAAAAAAGAAAACCAUAAUCGAGAGGCUCCAACUCUACAUAAUGAAAAGUGCAAUUUGAGAAGCACAUGGGAAGUAAUCAGUAGUUCUGAGGAUUUUAACAACAGCAUCCCCAUGGAGACGCCACCCGCUCCACCCUUCUUCUCCCUGCUGAGGAUCAGUGAGAGAAUUGUGUGCCUCGUUCUUGAUGUGUCUGGGAGUAUGUCUACUUACGAUCGUCUGAAUCGAAUGAACCAAGCAGCAAAAUACUUUCUAAGCCAGAUAAUUGAAAAUAAGUCCUGGGUAGGGAUGGUUCACUUUAGUAGCCAGGCCACUAUUAUGCAUGAGCUGAUCCAAAUAACCAGUGACAUCGAGAGAAACAAGCUCUUGCAAACCUUACCUACAAAUGCCGAUGGAGGGACGUCCAUCUGCUCUGGAAUCAAGACUGCAUUUCAGGUAUUUAAAAAUGGAGAAUACCAAACAGAUGGGACUGAGAUCUUGCUGUUGAGUGAUGGGGAGGACAGCACAGCCAAAGUCUGUAUUGACGAGGUGAAAGACAGCGGGGCCAUAGUUCAUUUCAUUGCCUUGGGACCAUCGGCUGACUUAGCUGUAACAAACAUGAGCAUUUUAACAGCAUCCUUACAGCCGACGGUCAACAGCAGCAUUUUCCAGAAAACUACAGAACUUGAAAGUAAGGGUGCCAUAUUGACCAAUAGUCUCUGGCUCAAUGACACUGUUGUAAUUGACAGCACCGUGGGAAAGGACACAUUCUUUCUUAUCACCUGGAGUAAACAAGCCCCUGCCAUUUAUCUCAGGGAUCCCAAAGGAACACAAAUCAACAAUUUCACAAUGGACACAGCUUCCAAAAUGGCCUAUCUCAGUAUCCCAGGAACAGCUCAGGUGGGAAUUUGGACUUACAACCUGGAAGCCAAACAAAAUUCAGAGAUACUAACGAUUACAGUAACCUCUCGGGCAGCAAAUUCUUCUGUGCCACCAAUCACUGUAAAUGCUAAGGUAAACACGGACACUAACACUUUCCCCAGCCCAAUGAUUGUGUAUGCAGAAGUUCUACAAGGGUACACCCCCAUCAUUGGAGCCCGCGUGACAGCCACCAUAGAAUCUAACAGUGGAAAGACAGAAGAGCUAGUCCUGCUGGACAACGGUGCAGGGGCUGAUGCUUUCAAGGAUGAUGGGGUCUACUCCAGGUUCUUCACAGCUUAUUCAGUGAAUGGCAGGUAUAGCUUAAAAGUCCGUGCAGAUGGAGGAACAAACACUGCCAGGAGGAGUUUACGCCAUCCGUCAAGCAGAGCUGCAUACAUACCAGGCUGGGUAGUGGAUGGAGAAAUUCAAGGGAACCCACCCAGACCAGAAACGACUGAGGCUACUCAGCCAGUCCUGGAGGAUUUCAGCAGGACAGCGGCUGGAGGUGCCUUUGUGAUGUCCAAUGUUCCAAGUGAUCUAUCGCGUGAUCUGUACCCACCAAAUCGAAUCACAGACCUCCAGGCCACACUCAAUGGGGAAGAGAUCAGUCUAACAUGGACAGCCCCAGGAGAUGAUUAUGAUGUUGGAAGAGUUCAACAGUAUAUCAUAAGAACAAACGAAAAUAUCUUUGACCUCAGAGACAAUUUUAAUAAUUCUCUUCGGGUUGAUACAACAAACCUUACACCAAAAGAAGCCAACUCCAAAGAAACCUUUGCCUUCAAACCAGAAAAUAUCUCAGAAGAAAAUGGAACCUACAUAUUCAUUGCCAUUGAAAGUGUCGACAAAAGCAAUUUGAGUUCAGGACCAUCCAACAUCGCACAAGUAGCACUGUUCACUCCUCAGGCAGAGCCUGUCCCUGAUGAAAGUCCACGUUCAUCAGGAGUUAGUAUUUCUACUAUUGUGUUGUCUGUGGUGGGAGCUGUUGUACUAGUUUGUAUUAUUGUAAGUACCACUAUUUGUAUCUUAAAGAACAAAAGGUCCUCAUCAGGAGCUGCAACAACAUUUUGA
Messenger RNA from Mus pahari (shrew mouse), 2721 nucleotides. RefSeq names its product calcium-activated chloride channel regulator 4A-like. Gene Ontology annotation, molecular function: intracellularly calcium-gated chloride channel activity. The record is from RefSeq and is a predicted model, not a curated record. The transcript is spliced from 14 exons. Gene Ontology annotation, biological process: chloride transport. Bases 1 to 2721 code for a protein of 906 amino acids. Lineage: Eukaryota; Metazoa; Chordata; Mammalia; Rodentia; Muridae.